Molecule: messenger RNA, 3072 nt
Organism: Xenopus tropicalis (tropical clawed frog)
Lineage: Eukaryota; Metazoa; Chordata; Amphibia; Anura; Pipidae
Gene: siah1
Product: siah E3 ubiquitin protein ligase 1
Exons: 2
Coding region: 744-1685 (313 amino acids)
Biological process (GO): ubiquitin-dependent protein catabolic process; protein ubiquitination
Cellular component (GO): cytoplasm; nucleus
Molecular function (GO): ubiquitin protein ligase activity; zinc ion binding
Source: RefSeq, a predicted model, not a curated record
CAUUCCGCUUGUCAGUGCUGCAGUUUAUCAGUAGAGGAGUGUGCGAUUCUCUGUAAUGUUAGUAUCGUGUUUACAAACCGCGUGUUGCCGCUAAAGGUUCAUGUUUGGGCAUUGCCGGAGAAGCCGUGAGGCUUGCCAGAGAAUGGCAUGGCUAACUGAAGCUUCGGGGAGUAUCCUCCCUGUGUGAGGUGGGCCUCUCAGUGGGCGGGCCGUUGCGCAUGCUCAGUGAGUGCGGUGCGGGUGUGGUCGCUGUAAGGAGGCGAGCUGCAGUGAGUCCCGCGAGUGUAUCUGUGGGGAAGUGUCGGUGUAGCCGCCCGCAACUAGUAACGGCCAUAAGCGCAAGGAGUCUGUGUAGGUGCAGCACAGCUUACCGGGACUUGCAGCUCGCCGCUUGGUGCCAGGAAUACCGCAGUGUAACCGGAGCGCUCAGACACGUCAGAAGCCCCAACGCUGUGUCCGCUUGUGACCCUGGGAUUGGCUGGGGCAGUGCUUCACUCUCUCGUGUGACUUCUCCCGGCUAUUUUAGUCCCGCUGCUAGGCGCCCCCUCCCCAGUCCCUGCUCGGCUCUCGCUGCCGUGGGAGGAGGAUCCAGUUUGGAUGCUUUCGGGCUGAGCUCGUUGUAGUUGUGUGAGCGGCGGGACGUGGGCUGAGCUAUUUCGGAUUUGUUACCUCACCCUGCCUGGGCUCCAAAUUGGCUCCUCUCGUCCUUUUCUGGCGAAGCGCAAUGAACUGUCCAACUCCUCAUGACGGCCAAGGCGAGCCACAGCGUGUUGUACCAGUGGAAAGGGGUGCUGCUUACGUGCUUGUCAGGUAGUGACCCGAAGCGAAGGAAAGAAAUGAGCCGACAGACUGCUACAGCAAUCCCUACUGGUACUUCAAAGUGUCCACCGUCUCAGAGAGUUCCAGCCCUGACCGGGACGACUGCUUCAAACAAUGACUUGGCCAGCCUCUUUGAAUGCCCAGUGUGUUUUGACUAUGUUUUACCACCUAUUCUUCAAUGUCAAAGUGGCCAUCUGGUCUGCAGUAAUUGUCGACCAAAACUCACCUGCUGCCCAACCUGCAGAGGCCCUUUGGGAUCAAUUCGCAACUUGGCUAUGGAAAAAGUUGCCAACUCUGUGCUGUUCCCUUGCAAAUAUGCCUCCUCUGGUUGUGAGGUAACUUUGCCGCACACUGAAAAAGCUGACCAUGAAGAGCUCUGUGAGUUUAGGCCUUACUCCUGCCCCUGCCCUGGCGCUUCCUGUAAAUGGCAAGGUUCCUUGGAUGCAGUGAUGCCACACUUAAUGCAUCAGCAUAAAUCUAUAACAACGUUACAAGGAGAGGAUAUUGUAUUCCUUGCCACAGACAUAAACCUUCCUGGAGCAGUAGACUGGGUCAUGAUGCAGUCGUGUUUUGGCUUUCAUUUCAUGUUAGUCUUGGAAAAACAGGAGAAAUACGAUGGGCACCAGCAGUUCUUUGCAAUUGUACAGCUCAUAGGAACGCGCAAGCAGGCCGAGAACUUUGCUUACCGACUGGAACUUAAUGGUCACAGGCGGCGAUUGACUUGGGAAGCAACUCCUCGCUCUAUUCAUGAGGGAAUUGCAACAGCAAUCAUGAAUAGUGACUGCUUAGUAUUUGACACCAGUAUUGCACAACUCUUUGCUGAAAAUGGAAAUUUAGGAAUAAACGUCACAAUCUCAAUGUGCUGAAUUGGCAGUCAGUCCUCCCAGGGCCAGUGUUUAAAAUGCUUUGCAUUGAAUUUCAAAUAAAAUAGUUACAGUCAACAUUUCCAGCAAUCCAUAAACUUUAUCAUGUGGGUCCUGCAAAUGACAAGUAACCAAGAAUACAGGAAGCAGUUGCAUGUAGAAACACUAAUAUUUAUAAUCAAUAAACCACUGAAAAACAUGUACACACCCAGCUGGGCAUCUUUUGUAUUUAAACAAAGAAAAGAAGAAAAAAACAAAACUUAAAAAAAAAAAACAAAACAAAAAAAAAUCAACCUGAAAUGUAAAAUAAUCCUGAAUUUGUGUUUGUUGUUUGUACAGUGAAUACUGUUUUGUGUUUAUUUCCCUACCUUUUGACGGACAAGCCAUUUCGCGUGGUUCCAUGCCAGCGCGUUCCUCAUUUGUAAGUCACUAUUUAGAAUUGCUGCUGUUUGUGUACAUUUUCUGUGUAUUGCUAAUUUUUAUUAACUUCUAGUUUUUCAUUCAAUAAAUUUGACUUUCUUUUCUGUAAUUAAGGAAGUUUUUGUACACACAUGGUUUGCUAUGCAUCUUUUUGAUCAUUUUUAUUCUAUUUUUUUUUUUUUAUUUGGAAAUAUUUUCUCCCAAUGAAAUCUGUUACUGGUGUUGUAAGAGCAAUGCUUCCUUUCAGUGGGAUAUACAUUACAAUUUACAUGAUAUUUGCUCUUUGUUAUUGCAUAUUUGGCAACUGUAUGGUUUGACGGGGAUACUGUCAUUACAUAGGCAAGAAUUGCUGCUCUGAUGAAAGGGCAGUGGCUACCAGUGUGUUUGGCACCUCCAACAGUGUCUACUGAGGAGCAAAUAUGAUCCCUGCAGCUACACAGUUUAAUAGCAAAUGGUCACCUUUUUAUAAAAAAAAAUUGAAAUGCCUGCCCACUGUCUGCUGAAUUCUCCGCAGAAUUCCCUUCAACGUCCUCAUUCGCUAGCCAGGGAAUGUUGGUGCGACGGCAAGCCGCAUCGGGGUGAAUAAUGCUGAAUAAUGAAAUGGAGCAGCAGUUUUUGUCUAUGGUACAGCUAUCCUUGGGCACGAGUGGAGGGCUUUAUCUAUGCCUGUAAGACUGCUAAGAUCAAACUAGUUCACAAAACGGGUAAAAAAAUGUUUUUUUUCUGUAUUUUCAUCUGUGUUGUGCACUAACUUAAUUGUUGUGUUGCAGUUUAGGUUGGGCCAAAAAAAAAAACAAAACUCUUGAUCGGAGUCAUUUUGGGACAUUUUGGAUGGAGGAUGUAUUUGAUUUGUGCUGGAAUUUUCAUUGUCUCAAAAUUAAACUGAAAGCAGAUAUUGUCAUUGAGUAGUCUCAAAAUGAGAUGUACCCCAUCUUUUAUAAUUGUCAUUAAAAUAAUACUUGGCAAAUGA